UUUAUAUUUUUAAGUUUCGCUUUGUUUUUGUGUAAAUGCUUUAUUAUUGUUUUGAAUGAGUAAUAUUGUUUCUUCUGCAACAUGAACAACGAUCCGGGUAUUGUGUGUUUUCGUCAUUGUUUAACAAAGAAUAUAAUUUGCAAGCACGUUCCAAUCGUAUGUCCGGUGUGUUCGUUGCAAAUUGAAGGUUUUAUUGUCGAUCCAUUUCGCGUUCCAUAUCCGUUUGCAAAUGCCAGUCACAAUCCAACUAGUGUUGCUAUUCGACCUUCUCAAGGCAAUUUUCUUGAUGAUUAUGACAUAACGUGUCAUGAUUUGCACAUUGGAGUAGUCGACUCCGAAGGAAGAAUCAUUGAAUUCGACAAAAAUGGAUUGAUAAUGAACGAUGUGAUGAAAUGGACCGACUGCAUUGUAUUCAAAGUUGUGCCAGAUGCCUGGAUAUCUCAAUGGGAUAAAACAUUGUCUGACACAUCAAAAGAUCUCAAGUGGCAGUCCGUUAACUACAAUGAAAACAAACUGAAUUGUUUUGAUUUUGUUCUGGAGUUUAUUAAUAAUUUAGAGUAUAAAGAUUUAAAAUUUGUUACAAAAGAGAAUCUGUGCGAGCAAUUAAUAUUGCCAAAACUUCAAAUUGUAAGCAGAUACACUUUGAUGUAUAGAGCUUUGAAAGAUCAAGAAUAUUUUAUUGCAGAUUAUCAUAUUUGAUAAAAAUUUAUUUUUGUCAUUCAUGAAUAACAAGUGUUAUCUGUAAUCUAUGCAAUAAAUGUUAAUUUUGUAUGUAUUUGCGUUUUAGUUUUAAUCCUCUUGUGUUAAAUGUCUGGAUUUUUUGUAGAAAAAAACAAUAACAGAAAAAGAUUGUA
Messenger RNA from Pseudomyrmex gracilis, 854 nucleotides. RefSeq names its product MKRN2 opposite strand protein. The transcript has a single exon. Lineage: Eukaryota; Metazoa; Arthropoda; Insecta; Hymenoptera; Formicidae. The record is from RefSeq and is a predicted model, not a curated record. Bases 82 to 699 code for a protein of 205 amino acids.